Linum trigynum is the source of this 970-nucleotide messenger RNA. The record is from the annotation of a GenBank genome assembly. NCBI's taxonomy places the organism in Eukaryota, Viridiplantae, Streptophyta, Magnoliopsida, Malpighiales, Linaceae.
AACGAAGUCAGAUUAGUAGUAUUAAUUAUCAGCCAUGAGGGAUAAAAAAGAAUUAGUGGAGCUUCUACUCAAGGCAAAGUUCUAUGGCGAAUGCGAGAGCCAUAAUCACAGAAAGUGCAAUUUCUUCUGCGUAACUUGCAAGGGCGCCAUGUUAUGUGAUUUGUGCAACGAUUCAAACGGUAAGCACAAGAGUCACUUGGUCUUUCAGGUAAGUCGGUCAUAUUUUACUUAAUGUUGAGAAAGUCAUUAAACACUAAUUCUUUCGUCGGAGUUUCUGAUUUUUUUUAUUUUUAUUUUGUCUGAUUUCUUAUUUUAUCAAGGUAUAUAAAGCUUCGGAGUACGAAACACUGAAAAUCAAGGUUAUUGGGAAGUACUUGGACAUCUCACAUAUUCAGCUUUACAAGAUCAAUUAUUUGGACGUUGUUUACAUCAAGGCAAGGCCAAUGAGGGGACAAACUUUGAGCAAUAGAGAUAUGCCAAUAUGUGAAGAAUGCGGACGAGAAUUGGUGAUACAGCAAGAAGGAGGUUCUAGUUUCAAGUUUUGCUCCAUUGAGUGCAAAUAUAUGAGUAACGCUUGUAGUCUGUUGGACUGCAUAGAAGAAGAAGAAGAAGUUGACAAUGUUAGGAAGGUUGAGAUGGUCGACAACAUCGAUAAAGGCAGCAGAAAGAGAGUGUAUGUUGACAAGGAAAUCAUUAGCAAACGUAAACAUAGAAGGAAAGGAGUGCCUAGGCGAUCUCCUUUGUUUUAGAUAAUAUUGAUUUUCAUUAACGACUAUAGUAUUAUGUUUAACAUUCUUUCUUUUUCGGUUCACAAGGUGUAAUUUUUUUUAUUUUUCGCGUCUAAUUAUGUUAUGCGUACAAUAUAUAAAAUUCUUUAACGAGCAACAUGAAUGUAUGUGAUUUUGUCUUUGGUGUACUAUUUUUUUGUAUGCACGUUAUGCUAAAAGAUCAUUAAAUAUUUACAAUUUUA